Molecule: messenger RNA, 3041 nt
Organism: Scatophagus argus
Lineage: Eukaryota; Metazoa; Chordata; Actinopteri; Scatophagidae
Gene: gjb7
Product: gap junction protein beta 7
Exons: 3
Coding region: 582-1271 (229 amino acids)
Biological process (GO): cell communication
Cellular component (GO): connexin complex
Source: RefSeq, a predicted model, not a curated record
UAGACUGUAGACCCUGCUGCGCGCAUCUCUGCUGCGUACGACGGAAACGGUUUUUAUGGUUUUUAAAGUGUAGAGUAUAGGUGAAAACCUGACAAAUAAGACACACGGACACUAUGAACACAUGGUCCUGAGGUUACAUGUAAUAUUCAUCAGCGGUGUUACAUGACCUGACUCUCAUCAAAGUUACAUGUGUCAGUCUAGACGGGAGAAACAAAACUCAGCGUUGGAGGUUAUUUCAGUGUUCUCUUUCACACAGAGCCUGAACCGGACAGGCAGCUCAUUAUUUACAUUAGACAGCUCCAUGGUGAUGUUGUCUGUGUACACACGCGCGCGCGCACACAGUUCACGUUCAACAGGUGUUCUCUGGAGGAAGUCUCCUGGUCGCGCGGACAGUUUCUGGUAAUUCACUGUACACUCGAUAUAGAGCCGAUGUGACGCAGAGCUGCCGCUGUUUGUGAAGCGUUCAGACAAGGUGUGGCGUUGUGCUGUGGCCUGCAGGUGCGCAGCGGGGGACACGCGACACAGCUCCCACGGCACCUGCUCCUACUGACGGGACGACACCGGCGGACACUCACAGGAAAAUGAACUGGGGAUUUUUGGAGAACAUCCUCAGUGGGGUGAACAAAUACUCUACCGUGAUCGGGCGCAUCUGGCUGUCUGUGGUCUUCCUCUUCAGGAUCUUGGUGUAUGUGGCGGCAGCCGAGCAGGUGCGCCUCUGGGCUCUGCAGCUAAUCAUGGUGUCCACCCCGUCCCUGCUGGUGGCCCUGCAUGUGGCCUACAGGGAGCACCGAGAGGCCAAACACAAGCAGAAACUUUACAAGGACAAAGGCAGCAUUGAUGGAGGUCUGUUCUGCACCUACACCAUCAGCCUGGUUUUCAAGACAUUCUUCGAGGUGGGCUCCCUACUUGCUUUCUACUUCCUGUAUAACGGCUUUGAAGUGCCCAUCCUGCUCCACUGCAGCCAGAGUCCCUGUCCAAACACGGUCAACUGUUACAUUGCCAAAGCCACAGAGAAGAAGAUCUUCCUCUACAUCAUGGGCUGCACCUCCAUUCUGUGUAUCGCUCUGAAUUUUGUGGAGCUCAUGUACAUUAUAUGGAAGCAGGUUUUGAAAUGUUUCAUCAGGAGGUACGCUCCUGUAGAAGACAAGAAUUUUAGCCACUGCCACUCACCUGUUUCUAACAAGUUUGUCUCCGCCGAGCUUAGAGUAAAUAGCACAGGCCAAUUUGCAUCCACAGCUGAAAACCAGCCAGUCCAGUCUGACACUGUCUGAGAGGUCAUGUUUCCAGCUCAAAGUGAAACCACAAGUGAAAGCCAGGUUUAGCUGAUGAAACAAAAUGGACAUUGCUCACUAGUGGUAGCUUUUAUAACUUGAGCUCUACAAAAAGAGGCAAAAGAUUCAACCGUAGCCUACAAUUGGGAAAAUUGAGAAAAGUCAUAUGAUUUACCACUGUAAAUACAUUUUAAUUAAAGAUAUUAAUGCGCAGUCAAAUCACUAAUUAAGUUAUGCAAUUUAACAUUAACUAACUCUAAAUAUAAGUACUCAGGAGUCAAGGAUUUCAGAAUCAGAAUUCCUUGAUUUAUCCCCGAAGGGAAAUUUAAAGAAUUCUUACUGGAAACAUUAAUUUUAUAUAACUCCAUUUCAGCUAUACAAGUUGUAACUCAAAUUUGACAUGUCUCCUUUUUGGUUAAUUUGACUUUUGAAAGCUUUUGUUCAAUGUCCUCUGAGGCUCUGGAGGAGCUUUGUCAAGACAGAGAUAACAACCCUGAUGAUGUCAAUGUGAUGUCAUCACUGCACAUUUUUAACACUACAUUUUUUGCAUUACCCUCCCUCCCUUUACUAGGCAUUGAGGGUCUAAUCAGAGCUGGAUUAUGAAUUAGAAGCCUGCAUCCUGUGGACUACAUUGGACUAACUUGGCUUCUGUUGCUUCAGUUCCAACCAUUCUUUUUAAAGGAUCUGUGCCCACUUUUAAGCCUUAACCGAAGUCUGACACUAAAUUGCUGUACUUCUUUAAAACAUAAACUUUAAAACCUUAAGUCUUUAUUUUAAACAAAUGAUUUGUAAUGCACCUUUUCAUCGCAUGCAAAAAAAAUUGCACAGGUAAAAUAAAUUUGCAAGGUUGAGCAAAUACUCGGCUCAAGCAAGCACCUGAUACAGAUACAGUAUCAUCUGAAACAAUAUCUGUACUUCUGAUGAAUGAAAAUCCUCACUGGGUAGCUUACUGAAAUUUAUGAAACCUUUCUCUGUAAAUAGUUCUCUUACUCUUGUAAUCAAAAAUAUUGAAAAUAUCUGAAGCCUCAAUAGUUUUCUUAUAAAUAAUAAAUAAAUUAACCAUAAACAUAAUUUCAGGUAUAAAUGAACAAAUUCUGGUUAGUCCUGCUCAAUUCCUGUUUAAGCACCACCUGCUUCCAGUUUAGGCCACAUCCACUCCAAGUACAGCUGUAAAUAGAUUAGCUGGUUGAACAGAUGCACAUAAUGCUACAUGGUGGUGAAGUUAGCACUGUCGCCUCAUAGCAAGAGGGUUCCAGGUCCGAAUCCUGGUCUGGGCCUUUCUGUGUGGAGUUCUCCCUGUGCCUGGGCGGGUUUUCUCUGGGUACUCUGGCUUCCUCCCACAAUUCCAAAAACAUGAACAUUAGGUUAUUUGGCUACUCUACAUUGCCACUAGGAGUGAGUGCGUGAGAGUAUGGUCGCCUGUCUUGGUGUGUCAGCCCUGCGAUUGGCUGGCGACCAGUCCGGGGUGAACGCCGCCUCUCACCUGUAGUCAGCUGGGAUAGGCUUCAGCCCCCCUGCGACCCUGAUGGAUAAGUGGUAUAGAAAAUGGGUGGAUGGAUGGAUUCCUCCAGUUCUGGUUAACAAUGGCUCAAUUCCACCAAGUCUCACAGUAAGCCAUGAAAAUCAAGAAAUGUUUCUGCAAGUUGUUAAAAAUUAUGUAAAAAUGUAUUUUUUCCGAAGUUGGACAGAUAAUCACAUAAGUCCUGUGUUGUUUGUGUUGAUUGACAAAGGACAUUCUAAAAUCAUUAAAGUCAUUAUAUUGUUAAUGCA